CGCGCACGCGCUAGGCGGUGCCACUAUUUGUAAUUAUGUCGCUAAAAGCUCCUCCUCCGCCCAUUCUUAAUCCCUUAUCCGCUAAUACCGCAGUAGACAUUCACCCACAACUACCAGCUGCCGUCAAACAGCAUAGCAGCGGUGUGUGCUGCUGGAGAAGCCCCGAGAGACUUUAUUCGCUUCUUUUUUCCCCACCCUCCGUCCGAGGAGAGAGAGUCAAGGGUGAUACGAUCUGAUUUUAACUACUCUUUCCUGGAAAUCAGCAGUGGCAGCUGACCGGGAUGGCCUCCUCUGAUGAUACAGAAGGGUCUCUGACUCCUGUGGAUUUUAUCCAGCUGCAGCACUACAUGGAAGAGAGCAAUUUGAGGGUGAAAGAUGUGAUUAAGGAGUUUCAUCCAGGCGGUCGGUUCUCUAAGCACAGCUUUGGAGAGUGCGUCGAUGCCGAGGGCUUCUGUCUCUUUCUCAAGACCUACUUAGAAGUGGAGGACUUCCCUGCAGAUUUCUGCCAGCGGCUUUUUCGUUAUUUCCAAAACGUGGAGCAAAACGGCUCCUCGAAGAGCCCUCAGCCCAAAGAAGGUGGAGUCUUUCUUCGUGAUGUGUCCUGUUACUUCUCAGUGUUGGAGAAAGAACAGCCGCGGGAGAAGCUCGAAUUUACAUUCAAACUUUACGACAAAGAUGGCAACGGACUCCUGGACAGCUCUGAAGUGGAUCGUAUAAUCACUCAAAUGAUGCGUGCUGCUGAUUAUCUGGGCUGGGACGUGACUGAACUCAGACCAGUGCUCAAAGACAUGAUGACAGCGAUUGAUGUGGAUGAUAGUGGCACCGUCACUCUGGAGGAGUGGCUGAAGGGAGGCAUGAACAAUGUACCUUUACUUGUUCUGCUGGGGUUGAAGAUGACUGAAAAGGAUGGGCAGCACAUAUGGACGAUGAAGCAUUUUAACAAGCCAACCUACUGCAGCGUGUGUGAGAGCAUGCUGCUCGGCCUUGGGAAGCAAGGACUCAGCUGCAACUGCUGCAAGUACAUCGUCCACAGCCAGUGUGCCAACAAGAACCCCGAGCCGUGCGCUCGUACCUUUGUCAAAUCUAAACAGGAAAUUGGUAUACCAGCUCAUGACUGGAUCAGAGCUGACUGCGGUGCCAACAAGUGUGAUGUCUGCAAUAAGAAGAUCAAAACUUUGGCCGGGAAGCGCUGCGUGUGGUGCCAGGAGUUGCGUCACGAUGAAUGUGUUUUGCGUGGCUUAUCGAACUGUGACUGCGGGCCGCUGAAAGAUCAUAUACUGCCUCCGUGGGCCAUUUACGCUGUCUCAAAGGAGGAGGACACUAGCCUGUUGAAUGUCACUCUUGAUGGCCACAUCCUGCAGAUUGUUCCUGUUCCUCGUACCCACCCUCUGCUGGUGUUUGUAAACCCAAAAAGUGGAGGAAAACAAGGCGAACGAGUGCUCAGGAAGUUUCAGUACCUGUUAAAUCCACGCCAAGUAUACAACCUGUCCGAUGGAGGCCCUGCUCCAGGUCUGCACUUCUUUCGUAAUCUGCGCGACUACAGGAUCUUGGUGUGUGGAGGAGACGGCACCGUCGGGUGGCUCCUGGAUGCUUUAGACAAAGAAAACCUCCAGGUGAAUCCUUCAGUAGCUGUGCUGCCUCUGGGCACUGGGAAUGACCUGGCUCGCUGCCUACGCUGGGGAGGAGGAUAUGAAGGGUCAGAUUUGAGAGAAAUCCUGAAAGAGAUUGAAGGGAGUGAGUUGGUCCCCAUGGACCGCUGGAGUAUCCAAGUGAUACCAAAUGACCCUCAUGAGGCAGGAGACCCUGUGCCCAAUGAGAUCAUUAACAACUACUUUUCCAUUGGAGUGGAUGCUUCUAUUGCUCAUCGUUUCCACUCCAUGAGAGAGAAACAUCCCCAGAGGUUCAAUAGCAGAAUGAAGAACAAACUUAAGUAUUUUGAAUUUGCCACUUCGGAGACCCUCUCGUCCUCCUGUAAGAGGCUGAAGGACUGUCUAACGAUUGAGUGCUGCGGAAAACCUCUGGACCUGACUCGUGUCUCUCUAGAGGGCAUAGCUGUCCUCAACAUACCCAGCAUGCACGGAGGCUCCAACCUCUGGGGUGAGUCGAAGAAGUCUGAUGGCGUGGCAGGGCUGGAGCAGAGUGAGGUUAUCACUGACCCCGAAGCUCUGAAAAUAGUUUCCCAAGAUAUAAGCGAUAAACGAUUGGAGGUGGUCGGGCUUGAAGGGGUUAUAGAGAUGGGACAAAUCUAUACUGGGCUGAAGAGCGCUGGGCACAGACUGGCACAGACCUCCCAGAUUACCAUCAGGACAUCUAAAGCAUUUCCAAUGCAGAUCGAUGGGGAGCCCUGGAUGCAGCCUCCUUGUACUAUCCACAUAACUCACAAGAACCAAGCUAACAUGCUAAUGGCUCCACCUACCAAACCAUCUGGCUUCUUUCACCUCAAAUAGAGUCGUAGCUCCUACGUCCUCUGGUCCUCUGAGGAUCACUGCAGCUCACCAGCAUUGGAUUGAGUGUGUAACCGUGUGUUUUCAUUGUUUACUUCCUUUGCACCCAGUUCCUAAUAUCAUUUUAAGUUACUGCUUUCAUAGACAGAUGCCACACUGACAAACCAAUAUCAAAAGUGCAAAUUUGACAAGUUUGACUGCUGCUUUUGUGUGCCAAUUUUCAUGCAAUGCAUUAUGUUUCUAUAGAUAAAGGAUCAGAGCACAUUGUGUACCUACAGUAUAAGCACAAGGAACAUGCAUGUACUAGCUGUAUUUUAUGUUGUGAUGUUUUGUUGUGCUAAAUCAUAUUUACAGUAGUAUCUGUACUUCCUCGUGCAGCUAGUGACAAAAAGCAGUUCACCAACUAAACUGUCCUGUGUGUUGACAUGUAUUUCAUUGUCAGUGUUCAUCCACUUGAGAAACAAGAAGAUAGAUAAGAAGAUAUUCAUGUGAAUGUUUUGACUGUUUCUUAAAUAACUGUUGAUGGAAUAAUGCAAGGAACUCUCGAUUGAAUGUAACUGAAUGUGAUUUUUGUUUUUGUUUGAGGCAUUGAAUACAGCCCUCCCAUAUUUAAAGAGCUUAAUGGCAGCAGCAUUCCACUGUGUCUAAUACACGCCUGGUGUACAUACCUGAAAUCAUAUUUAAUGUUAGCUUCUGUACCACUCUUGUCCUGUAACCUCGGUUUGUCAAUUUAAUUCUUUGUGUCAAUACUUUUAUUACACUCCGCACUGAAAAAGCUUCUCAAACACACAGACACGACUGAUGAGGUCAUGCUAACGUUUGGUGGAAGCUAGCCAAAGUAUUCUACUUUGUGUUUGAAGAAAUAAAGUUUAAAGUUAAGAAA
Oreochromis niloticus (Nile tilapia) is the source of this 3327-nucleotide messenger RNA. It is a transcript of the gene dgkab, whose product is annotated as diacylglycerol kinase, alpha b. The record is from RefSeq and is a predicted model, not a curated record. Gene Ontology annotation, biological process: phospholipase C-activating G protein-coupled receptor signaling pathway. The coding region runs from base 282 to 2447 and encodes 721 amino acids. Gene Ontology annotation, cellular component: plasma membrane. Gene Ontology annotation, molecular function: calcium ion binding; ATP-dependent diacylglycerol kinase activity. NCBI's taxonomy places the organism in Eukaryota, Metazoa, Chordata, Actinopteri, Cichliformes, Cichlidae. The transcript is spliced from 25 exons.